AUGGACGUGUGGGGCCCAGCCCGCGUCACUGGACAGGGCCGCGAGCGGUACUUUCUGCUGGUUGUCGACGACUACUCGCGUUACACCACGGUCUUCCCCUUGCGCUCCAAGGGUGAGGGGGAGGGCAUCCUCCAGUCGUUCACGCUUCCGGCCUCACCGCAGCAGAAUGGGGUUGCUGAGCGCCGCAUUGGCUUAGUCAUGGAGGUGGCUCGUACCUCCAUGAUCCAUGCGGCUGCUCCCCAUUUUCUGUGGCCGUUUGCGGUCCGGUACGCUACGCAUCAGCUCAACCUCUGGCCCCGUGUCUCCUUGCCGGAGACCUCGCCCACACUGCAUUGGACGGGGGAGGUUGGCGAUGCGUCGCGGUUCCGGGUCUGGGGCUCUCGUGCCUUUGUCCGCGAUACCACCGUAGGCAAGCUCUCCCCUUGCGCCAUUCCCUGCGUCUUCCUUGGCUUUCCCCCUGACGCGCCUGGUUGGCAGUUUUACCACCCCACCUCGCGCCGUGUCUUCCCCUCUCAGGACGUCACGUUUGACGAGUCGGUUCCCUUUUACCGACUCUUCCCCUACCGCACUGCCCCCCUCCCCCCCCCCGCCGCUCUUCCUCGCUCCAGCCUGUCGAGGUCACUGGUGACUCAGGUGCUGCUGGGGGUGGUCCUGGUCGAGGUGUUGCGUCUGGUGGUGCUGCGCCUGGGGGUGCUGAGCCUGAGCGUGCAGAGCCUGGGGGCGCUACGCCUGUGUGUGCGGAGCCUGGGAGUGCUCAGCCUAGUGGUGCUGAGACUCGGGGUGCUGCGCCUCAGCGUACUGAGCCUAGGGGUGCUGAGCCUGGGGGUGCUGCUUCUGGGGGUGCUGAGCCUGGUGGUGCUGCGUCUGCUGGUGGUCUUUCGGGAGCCUCGCCGCAGUGGUCUCUCCAGCCUGGAGCUGCUGGAGCUGGAGGCGCUGGAGCUGGUGGCGCUGGAGCUGGAGGUUUUGGAGCUGCUGGAGGUACUGGAGCUGGAGGCACUGGUCCUGGAGCUACUGGAGCUGGAGGUGCUGGCGCUGGAGGCGCUGGACCUGGUAGACAUGUGCAGCAGCGUGAACCCCUCUCACCACAGCAGCUGUGCGAGUGGCUUGCCCGACGCACCCGCCUUCGGAGUCGCGCAGGAGCUGGAGGCACUUGAGCUGGGAAUGCUGGCACUGAAGGUGUUGGAGCUGGAGGUCCUGGCGUUGGAGGUGCUAGAGCUGGAGGCACUGGAGCCGGAGGCAUUGGAGCUGGAGCUACUUGGGCUGGAGGCGCUCGAGCUGGAGGUCCUGGAGCUGGAGGCACUGGAGCUGGAGGCGCUGGAGCUGGAGGCACUAGCGUCGGAGCUACUAGAGCUGGGGGUGCUGGAGCUGGAGGCACUGGAGCUGGAGGCGCUAGAGCUGGAGGCGCUGGAGCUGGAGGUCCUGGAGCAAGAGGCACUGAAGCUGGAGGCACUGGCGUUGGAGCUACUAUAG
Molecule: messenger RNA, 1470 nt
Organism: Closterium sp. Yama58-4
Lineage: Eukaryota; Viridiplantae; Streptophyta; Zygnematophyceae; Desmidiales; Closteriaceae
Source: the annotation of a GenBank genome assembly